AUGGCCUGGCUGGGCGCGCUGCUCAGCUUUGCGCUGCUGGGGGCCGCAGUGGCCCGCGACCUCUGGUACGUCCUGGGGGUGGCGGACGCUGGCAACAGCACGGGGCGCGCCGCGCGGCUGUCCUCGCACUCGGGGCGCCUCUGGCGCGUCUGCGAAGGGCAAAACAGCUGCAUCCCCCUGAUCGGCCCCUUUGCCAGUGACCUGGAUGUCCCCACCUCCGUGCAGCACAUCUCCCUGCACCGAGCUGUCAUGGUGGUCCUGCCCCUGAGCCUCGUCCUUGUCGUGUGUGGCUGGAUCUGUGACCUCUUCAGUUCCCUGGCACAGAGCGUCCUGCUGCUGUUUUUCACCGGCUGCUACUUCUUGCUGGGGGGUGCCCUGACCCUGGUGGGGGUCAGCAUCUACAUCCACUGCUCACACCUGGCCUUCGCCGAGACCGGCCGCCAGUGGCCCCAGCACAUGCGGGACAUCCGUGUCUGCUCCGGCUGGGCUCUAGCCCUGGCCUGGGGCUCCUGCGCCUCAGAGGCUCUCUGUGGCCUCCUCCUGCUCACAGCACGCCCGAACCCGCAGGCUGAGCCGGCAGCAGGGGGCCCCCCACUCUGUGGCCUCAGUCCUUGUCCUGGUGCAUCUGCUGCUUCUGCUGGGCUGGUGCUCCAGGACGCCGAUCCUCCCAUCUGCAGCCCCCUGGGGAAUGUCUGUGAUUCCAGGGGCCUGGUGGGUGCCCUGAACUAG
Messenger RNA from Callorhinus ursinus (northern fur seal), 729 nucleotides. RefSeq names its product transmembrane protein 235 (gene TMEM235). The record is from RefSeq and is a predicted model, not a curated record. Gene Ontology annotation, cellular component: apical plasma membrane. Lineage: Eukaryota; Metazoa; Chordata; Mammalia; Carnivora; Otariidae.